GAUUGUCCAGAGACCGAAUAGAGCCACAAUGCGGCCGUCUAGGGCUCUCUUGCUCGGGCAAGACAGCAUGAUCUCUUACUUUGUCUACCUCCUCGCCCUUCUCCUUCUGGCCGGUUGGUCCACCCCUGCCCGCGCGGCAACAACCGAACAAUGGAAAACCCGCUCCAUUUACCAGACGAUGACUGAUCGGUUCGCGCUCACCAAUGGGUCGACCACCACCGCAUGCAAUGCCACGGAAAACAACUACUGUGGGGGGACUUGGCAGGGGACGAUCAACAAGUUGGAUUACAUCCAAGGCAUGGGAUUCGAUGCCAUCAUGAUCUCACCCGUGGUGAAAAACAUUGCCGGCCGAUCCAAGGACGGGGAGGCCUAUCACGGCUACUGGCCCCUCGACCUCUACGAGCUCAAUGCGCAUUUUGGCACCAAAGAGGAUCUGAUCAAGCUUGCGGAGGAGGUGCAUGCGCGGGGGAUGUACUUGCUGCUCGACGUGGUCAUCAACAACAUGGCCUAUAACACCGACGGGGAGGAUCCCGCGACGCACAUUGACUAUACCGUCUUCCCCCAGUUCAAUGGCUCCUCGUAUUUCCACCCGUACUGCCUGAUCACGGAUUGGAACAACUAUACGGAGGCCCAGUGGUGCCAAACCGGCGACAACUACACCGCACUGCCGGACCUCUACACGGAGCAUACCGCGGUGCAGGACAUCUUGAUGACCUGGAGCACAUCGGUCAUGAACAACUACUCGAUCGACGGACUUCGCAUUGAUGCCGCCAAGUCCCUCACCCCGAGCUUUUUGCCGACCUAUGUGGACACCGUGGGGGGCUGGAUGACGGGAGAGGUCAUGGAAUCCAACGCCAGCAUUGUGUGCAAUUAUCAACAGGAGUAUCUGCCCAGCUUGCCCAACUACCCCCUCUACUAUGCGAUGAUCACCGGAUUCCUGAACGGGGAGCCGGCGUACUUGCUCGAGGAGAUCGCCACGAUCAACAGUCUCUGCCCGGACGUGCCGGCCAUGGUCAACUUCAUCGAGGACCAAGAUGUGGAUCGCUGGGCGUACAUGAAUGACGAUAUCCGGUUGGCCGAGAAUGCGCUCACCUUCAUGAUGCUGUUUGAUGGCAUCCCCUUGGUCUACCAGGGUCUGGAACAGCGCAUCGUUGAAUCCAACCGAGCCGCCCUGUGGACCACCGACUACGACACCAACGCGACGCUCUACAAGCUCAUUGCGACGCUCAACGCCAUUCGCAAGCACGCCAUCAAUCUCGACGCCGACUAUAUCAACUCCCAGACCUACCCGCUCUACCAAGGUGGCAGCGAGUUGGCCUUUUGGAAAGGGAGCGCCGGGCGACAGGUGAUCAUGCUGCUGUCCACGCAAGGCUCCACCGGGUCGGCCUAUGAUCUGACCCUCCCCGUGAGCUAUGGCGCCAGCGAGGUGGUGACCGAGGUGCUGAACUGCGUCAACUACACCCUCAACACCGACAGCGAAUUAGUCGUCCCCAUGGACAAGGGCGCGCCGCGAGUCUUCUUUCCCGCUUCGAUGAUGCCCGGCAGUGGGCUAUGCGGCUACAAUACCAGCAAUGUGACCUACUCGGAGCUCCGCCUGGCAGCCGUGAGCACAAACUCUUCCUCCGCCGGUGGCCACACAGUCGCCUCAGUGGCGCCGGGACUGAUCCUCGCUUCACUGCUAUCGCCGUUUGUGGCAGGUCUGACAAUCUAGGUUGCGAUAAGUGGAAUUCUUGUUGUUGUAUAAUAGCAGUGGGCGGAGUGGGCCAGAUAAAGCGCCUUCCCCCGCCCCUGAAUUUUGUUAGUUGCUCGCCGCAAUGGC
This is a messenger RNA of Aspergillus saccharolyticus JOP 1030-1, 1819 nucleotides long. Its product is annotated as alpha-amylase. Gene Ontology annotation, molecular function: alpha-amylase activity; calcium ion binding. Gene Ontology annotation, biological process: carbohydrate catabolic process. The transcript has a single exon. The coding region runs from base 68 to 1711 and encodes 547 amino acids. The record is from RefSeq and is a predicted model, not a curated record. Lineage: Eukaryota; Fungi; Ascomycota; Eurotiomycetes; Eurotiales; Aspergillaceae.